CAGCUCUGCCAUUUGUCUCCGCGCUCACGUUGCUUGCAUCAGCUUAUAUAGAGUCGAUAUUCGCCGGAAAGUUACCACUUUUUCUAUUUUAACACUACUACAUAUUAACAUUUGUCCGUCAGUACAGCAUACAAGCCACACGUUUCCAAAUGAAGCUGUUUGUCAGUGAAGGCAACCCACACUGUCUGAAGGUGUUGGCUGCCUUAGAAGAGACUGGAGCGAAGUGUGGGGUUGACUAUAUCAAUCACGAAGAGAACGUGGUUCCCUUUCUUAGCCGUCCAGCUAUACCAGCCCUGCUCCUGCCUAGUGGUUCCCACCUCUUCAGCUCCAAUGCCAUCUGCCAGUUUCUGUUUGAGGUAAAUGGCCAAGAAACCCCUCCACUUUGUAACCAAUGGCUUGAAUGGGAGGCCACAGAGCUCCAGCCUGCGUUGUUUCAGGCUCUCUACAUGGCAGUGGUGCAAGGAAAAGGUUCAGAGGUGUCGAAGGUCCUGCAGGCCCCCCUAAACUACUUGGACCAGGGACUGACCAAGGGAAAUUUGCCAUAUUUAACUGGGAACGCUGUCACAGUUGCUGAUGUCGUUUUGUGGGCUGCACUCUACCCCAUCUUGUCUGACUCCUCACUACAGCUGGGUGAACACAAGUCGGUGCGCUCCUGGUUUGACCGUGUAAACGCACGGCAGAGCUGCCAGUCUGCUACUCAGAAAGUGUUGCAGGGGAAAGGCCUUCAGGGCAUGAAGAGCUACCUGCAGAGACAGCCUGCCCCUCAGGUUAACCAGCCCCGAGACUCGCAGCCAAGCAACAGCCCCUCUGCUGAGUGCGAGGAGGGAGAACGUGUGGUCUCAGAGGAGGAGAUGGAGGCUGCUGCUCUCACCUGGAGCAAAGGUUUAAGCACCGGCCCUGUGCUGAAGGAGAGACAACAGCCCAUCUUGCCAGAAAAGGACAAGCGUAAUGUCCUGGUCACCAGUGCCCUGCCGUACGUCAACAACGUCCCACACCUGGGUAACAUCAUUGGCUGUGUCCUCAGUGCCGACGUCUUCUCCAGGUACGGCCGCAUGCGAGGCUGGAACCUGCUGUAUGUGUGUGGCACGGACGAGUACGGCACGGCCACAGAGAACAAGGCCAGAGAGGAGGGCCUGACACCACAGCAGAUCUGCGACAAGUACCACGCCAUCCACGCCAACAUUUACAAGUGGUUCCAGAUUGAGUUUGACUUCUUUGGCCGAACCACCACAGAGAAGCAGACGGAAAUAGCCCAGAAUAUAUUCUGGAGACUCCACGAACACGGGUUCCUCAUGGAAGACACCGUUGAGCAACUGCGAUGUGAGAAGUGUCAGCGUUUCCUGGCUGACCGCUUUGUUGAAGGCAUCUGUCCCCACUGCAGAUACCCAGAAGCCCGGGGUGAUCAGUGUGACAAAUGCGGACGCCUCAUUAAUGCCGUGGAGCUCGGGGAGCCCCAGUGUAAAGUCUGCAAACAGACUCCAGUCAUCCGCUCCUCCAAACAUCUCUUCCUGGACCUGCCAAAGCUGGAGGCUCAGUUGGAGCAGUGGCUGGAGACCUCCACCGGCACAGGAGACUGGACGACAAAUGCCAAACAGAUCACUCGCUCCUGGCUGAGGGACGGACUCAAACCUCGCUGCAUCACCAGAGACCUGCAGUGGGGAACCCCCGUACCUCACCCCGACUUUAAAGAGAAGGUGUUCUACGUUUGGUUCGACGCCCCCAUUGGUUAUCUGUCCAUCACUGCUAACUACACUGACCAGUGGGAGAAAUGGUGGAAGAAUCCUGAGCAGGUGGAGCUGUACAACUUCAUGGCCAAAGACAACGUGCCGUUCCACAGCGUUGUGUUUCCCUGCUCCCUGCUGGGAGCUCAAGACAACUACACGCUGGUCAACCAUCUAGUUGCCACCGAAUAUCUGAAUUACGAAGACACGAAGUUUUCCAAGAGCCGUGGUGUGGGUGUGUUUGGAGACAUGGCCAAAGACACCGGAAUCCCAUCUGACGUGUGGCGGUUCUACCUGCUCUACGUGCGUCCAGAGGGGCAGGACUCGGCGUUCUCGUGGGCAGACAUGGCUCUGAAGAACAACUCUGAGCUGCUCAACAACUUGGGGAACUUCAUCAACAGAGCCGGGAUGUUUGUCACCAAGUUUUUCGACGGCUGUGUGCCCGUGAUGGACUUGCAGCAGGAAGAUAAGAAGCUGCUGGCCAUGGUGAGCUGGGAGCUGCAGCACUACAUCCAGCUCAUGGACAAAGUCAAAAUACGCGACGCUCUGAAGCACAUCCUGAACAUCUCUCGCCAUGGAAACCAGUACAUCCAGGUCAAUGAACCCUGGAAAAAGAUCAAGGGAGGAGACGCAGACAGGCAGCGUGCCGGCACAGUCACCGGUGUCUCGGUGAACAUCGCCUGCUUGCUCUCAGCGAUGCUGCAGCCGUACAUGCCGACAGUCAGCCAGACCAUCAGAGACCAACUGAACGCCCCCCCAACCUGUGUCCACACCAUGGUCCAGGGCAGCGGCACCUUCGCGUGUUCUCUGAGCGCAGGUCACCGCAUCGGCACUGUCAGUCCAUUGUUCCAGAAACUGGAGGCGGACCAGAUUGAGGCUUUGAAAAAGCGAUUUGGUGGACAGCAGCCUGAAGAUGAACUUCCUAUGAAUAAGGCGACAGCUCAGAAAGCUGUCAGUCCGGCGGCAGCUGCAGUGCCGGUCGCUGCUGCUGCUGCUCCUGGUGCUGAGCCAGCCACGGCCAACGGAGUGGACCCUGAAAAGGCCAAGCAGCUUAGUCAGGCGGUGACUGAACAGGGGGAGAAGGUGCGAGCGCUCAAAGCCCAGAAGGCUGACAAAGCAGCGAUCACAGCCGAAGUGGCCAAACUGCUGGACCUAAAGAAACAACUGGCUGUGGCUGAAGGGAAGAACCCAGAGCCUGCGCCUCAGAAGGGCAUUUAGAAGUGAGACAGAAAAAGGAAGGGAAAAAAAAAAAAACACGAUUUCAGG
Messenger RNA from Cynoglossus semilaevis (tongue sole), 2987 nucleotides. RefSeq names its product methionyl-tRNA synthetase 1 (gene mars1). Gene Ontology annotation, biological process: methionyl-tRNA aminoacylation. Gene Ontology annotation, molecular function: ATP binding; methionine-tRNA ligase activity. Bases 150 to 2939 code for a protein of 929 amino acids. The record is from RefSeq and is a predicted model, not a curated record. Lineage: Eukaryota; Metazoa; Chordata; Actinopteri; Pleuronectiformes; Cynoglossidae. The transcript is spliced from 22 exons. Gene Ontology annotation, cellular component: cytosol; aminoacyl-tRNA synthetase multienzyme complex.